Molecule: messenger RNA, 1670 nt
Organism: Vigna radiata var. radiata (mung bean)
Lineage: Eukaryota; Viridiplantae; Streptophyta; Magnoliopsida; Fabales; Fabaceae
Product: pseudouridine kinase
Exons: 10
Coding region: 165-1364 (399 amino acids)
Molecular function (GO): kinase activity
Source: RefSeq, a predicted model, not a curated record
GAAAACAGUAUACUCACCUUCUGUUCAUUUGUAACAAAGUUUCCAACCGUGAAGAAGGACCGCAUGGCGGAGUCCACCGUCCAUAAGGGGGGCAAAAAAUCCGUUACUUCCGAGGAGUGGAGAAAAAUACAGUAACAGGAAUCGAGGGUAGGAUUAGGGGAAAAAUGCAGGUCGUGCUCAGAGGCAAAAAAUUGGAGCAUGUAGAUGGAGAAGUAGUAAUAAUUGGGGGUAUGGUGUUGGACAUUCACGCUACACCUUCGGUGAGAGCAAAUUCUGGAACAACUGUCCCUGGCAAGGUCUAUUAUGUUAGAGGAGGUGUGGCUAGGAACGUAGCAGAGUGCAUGUCAAAACUCGGAGCUAAGCCAUUCAUGAUCAGUGCUAUUGGGUUUGACAUGGCAGGAAAUCUGUUGUUGAAUCAGUGGAAAUCUGCUGGCCUAUCUGUAGAAGGUAUUUUGAAGGAUAAAGAUAUUGAGACUCCAGUUGUAUGCAAUUUAUUUGAUAUUAAUGGGGAGGUAGCAGCUGGUGUUGCUAGUGUGGAAGCUCUUGAAAAAUAUCUGACACCUGACUGGAUCUUGCACUUCAGAAAUGCUUUGCCUUCUGCUCCUGUGUUAAUGGUGGAUGCCAAUCUGAGUCUUCCUGCUCUUGAAGCUGCUUGUAAAAUGGCGGCUGACAUGGAGUGUCCUGUGUGGUUUGAGCCAGUAUCAGUUACUAAAUCCCGAAGAAUCAGUUUUAUUGUUGAUUAUGUGACUUUUGUUUCACCAAAUGAAGAUGAACUUAUUGCGAUGGCAAAUGCUUUAUCUGGUUGUGAUAAGUUUCAACCACUUAAAGAAAGUCAGAAGAAAAAUAUUUCAGUAAUGUCUUUGUUUCAAUUGCUGAAACCAGCAAUAUGGGUUUUGCUAGAAAAGGGCAUUGAAGUGGUCCUAGUGACCGUUGGCUCUAAUGGAGUGUUUUUAUGCCACAAAGGAGGGCCUCGCCACUUUAAAAAGCCUACAGAGAAAAUAAAUCGGAGUGGUUUUGGUGGACAAUUAUUCAACGCUUUCAUGGAAAAAUGUCCUCCUAGUCGCUAUUCUGGCGUUUCAGAACUUAAUAAAAGCUCCCAUUUUUUUGCUGUGCAUUUUCCAUCUCUUGCUGCAUCAGUCGUGAGGCUUACUGGUGCUGGUGAUUGCUUAGUGGGUGGAAUACUCACAUCAAUCUGUGCGGGAUUAGAUAUUAUGCAAAGUGUGUCAGUUGGCAUUGCAGUGGCUAAAGCUGCUGUUGAGGCUGAGUCUAAUGUCCCUAAUGCUUUCGAUUUAUCAGCUAUCGCAGAUGAUGCUAAAUCUGUAUACUCCGGUGCCAAAGUUCUUUUCCACCAAUCGAUGUUGUAAAGUUUGAAUUAGGAUUAUGGUAGAUAAACAUCUUGAGUUGUGAUAUAGCAACCUCCUUUGCUCCGAAAAAAAAUGUUGACACCAUCCAAAGGCUUAUCGCAUUGAAAUAUAAAUUAACAACUAUUUUUUGUAUUUUUAUUAAAGUUUUUAGAUAUAGGAUUGUAGUUGAUGCACUUUUUUUUAACAUUGGUAUGCACUUCUGCACUGGCAUAUUGAACUUGAUCAUGUCAUGAUGUCUGUCUCUCUGGUGAAAAUUUCCCCCUAAAAUUUACGUUUUUACACUAAUGUAAUAUAAUUUUCAGCUCA